AGUGUCCGAGUGAGUAAUCACAGGACUAGCGAGCGUGGCCUUUACAUAUACAACGGCUAUAUGAUCUAUGUCACCCGUAGUCACAAAGCAAAGCGCUCAACCAAUAGGGAAUUCGUUGUUGCUCGGUUCUUCCCUUCCCAGGUCGGUCACUUGAUGUAUACAUACCUUGUAUAUAUUCGUCCUUUCGUGGAUAUGCUUGCUCGAGAGCAAUUGCCGAAUAUCGAUGGCUGUUCCCCUUUUUUCUUCCGGAGCCGGCCCGAGUCUGACAGCCCCCAUUGGUCCACUGAACGCCUCACCAAGAUAGUGAGACGCUUCACACGACAGGUUUGGGACCAAGGGAUUAAGCUGCGCCUCUUACGACAGAUCUGUAUUGGGAUCGCUGAUAAGCACGUCCGUGAGGUGAGCCGUCCUUUUAACCGGUUUGAUGACCGGACGGAUAAUGCGGAUCGAGGAGUUGUAUUCGCCUGGUCGAGCGGCCACCGCCCACUACAGCGAGCGAGGACAUACGGGCUUGAUGGGGCCUUCCCGACGCAUCUACAGCCUCAGUUACUUGAGCGUUACGAAUGGGUGUCAGUUCGUUGGCACGAAUUCUUGCACCUUCCAAGUAGAUAUGCCUCUAGGCUUGUGCACGCUGGACCUGAUCCUAUUGCUCCAUGGCUCGGUACACCUAGUGCAACGAGUCUGGAUGAUGACUCUCAUAAUUGCUUGUUCAUGUCACCACCUCCAUCUUCUCCACAGGCUCCGUCAUAUGGUGCUAAGUCCUUCACGAGGAACGAUAGGGGGCAGAACCUGUUGAAGUGUCGCUUCAUAAUCACAUCUCCUCAAACGCCGGCGAAAAGAAGACGGGUUCAAUUCGCGGGAUCAUCAUCUCCUAUAUUGGAUCCACCGAACCGAUCAUGGGGAGGGUUUAUGUCUCCUGUGUUUGGCAAGAGGAAUGAGUCUGAGAGUAUUACUAUGGCAGAUGAGCAGGAAAGGAUCAUUUCUUAUCUCAACGGGAAACAAACUGAAAUUCGUCUACUUAACGAGAAAGAAGCAGAGAUCGUCAUCCCGACCGAGACCGGUAACGAGAUCUUCACGGCCGAUCCGUGCCUCGAUCUCAUCGAUCGACUUAACUGGAUCCAUCAGACCACUGAGGCUUGGAGAUUUGUCGGCUGCGAGCUUUGUUUCAUAAUCAAGGGUGGGCCGGAACCCAAUCAUGGAUUAGACAGCUGCGAACAGUGGCCCGCUAGCAAGCAUGCCAAGCGUAUUCUGCAGUGGCUUACUACCCUCAAGAUUCCACGAUACUAUGAUGUCAGGGGGGCAUGUAGCAUGUGUGGGCACGGAUGGCUCGUGUGUGAUGAGAUGGGACAAGGAGAGCUCGCCCGCCGUGAAGCACGCAGUCAAAGAAGCAACAGCGGAAAGGCAAAUUUGAUGAAAGAGUAUGAUGCUGCGCCUGACCCUGAUGGCUACUGUAUGAAUAAACCAGUAGUGCGCAGAAUAAUCGCGGCGUUAUGCGCGUACGAUGAUCAAAUUCUCGGCAAGGCUUUGACGAAGAUGGCACUCGAUCACGAAGGCAUAGAUCUGACUUCAGAGAGCCAGGCAAGGCUCUGGCUAGAGCAGAGAAUACGGUCUCAAGACGACUACUGGGUCUCAAGGCUCAUCUAUGUGCUAGAUCAGCUUAUAAUGGCGUAUGACUUCCGUCGGUCAAGAAAACAGUCACUAGCGAGGAAAAGCCAAAGCAUUGAUUUGGAAAGAUAGAGAUGGCAUAUGGGAAAAUGGGAAUUGUAUGACUAGAACCCUAGUAAACAAUAACCAAAUCAACUCUAGUAGAGUUGAUUUUACUGACCCACUUUAAACCUAGUAGGGUUGAUUAUUGCC
Molecule: messenger RNA, 1857 nt
Organism: Fusarium redolens
Lineage: Eukaryota; Fungi; Ascomycota; Sordariomycetes; Hypocreales; Nectriaceae
Exons: 1
Coding region: 61-1737 (558 amino acids)
Source: RefSeq, a predicted model, not a curated record